Messenger RNA from Trichosurus vulpecula (common brushtail), 2311 nucleotides. RefSeq names its product spermatogenesis associated 16 (gene SPATA16). The record is from RefSeq and is a predicted model, not a curated record. Gene Ontology annotation, biological process: spermatogenesis. Lineage: Eukaryota; Metazoa; Chordata; Mammalia; Diprotodontia; Phalangeridae. The transcript is spliced from 13 exons. Gene Ontology annotation, cellular component: Golgi apparatus.
AUGGACUCGGGGAGCAGCCGGUGUCUGGAGAAUGUCGGGAGCAGGACCUGCCACGAUCUGAAGAUGAACGUGAGCAAGAAGAUUGUGGCGCUGUCCAGCCCCCUCCACGCCCCCGACAUGCCCCAGGAAAUGAAGAGAAGCUGCCCCUUGGAGAAGCAGGGGGAGAUGGGCAGCGAGAGGGUCAAGACGACAAAGGCCUUGAAGGAGAAGCAGAGCAGCGAGCCGGACAGAGGCGGGCUCAAGCGCAGGACGGAGAGCGAGGAAAAGCCCCCGCCGCCCAAGAGGGAAGCCCGGGGCGGCGAGCCGGAGAGCCCGCUGAUGGCUAUGGCUCUGCCCCACAUCCCUCUGAAGAACGUCAUGGACGUGGAGAUGAAGCUGGUCUACAUCGACGAGGAAGACGUCACCUACGAGUUCGUGGAGUCGCUGGUGUCCGGCGGCUCUCCGGCCGCCUGCGAAGCGGCCGACAUGGUGGGCCCGGUGAGCGCGCCUCGCUUCGGCUUUCUGCCCCAGAUGGACAGGUGGCUCCAGGUGGCCCUGAAGGACGCCAGCACCUGCUACAGGCAGAAGAAGUACGCCAUGGCGGCGGGGCAGUUCAGAACAGCCCUCGAGCUUUGCAGUAAAGGAGCAGCUCUGGGAAAACCUUUUGAAGCAUCUGCUGAAGAUAUUUCAAGUGUUGCUAGUUUUAUUGAGACAAAGCUUGUCACCUGUUAUCUACGGAUGAGGAAACCCGACCUUGCCUUGAAUCAUGCUCACAGGUAUGAUUAAUUUAUUGUUUUUACUCAGUCUCUGGUAUGCUUUGUCCUUGCCAAUCAAUAUAUCAUCCUCAGAUUAAGAACCCCCAUCCUAUGUCUGCGAUACUAUUACCAGUUCAGGCAUGGAGGGGCUGCGUUCUGUGCUAAUGGCCGCUACAUGGAUGCCGGCGUGAAGUGUGCAUGGGGCAGACAGCCAAUUCAGUCAUCUGGAAUGAUGCAUCCAAACCUUCAUGGAGUCCAGUGUUGCCGAGCAUUGUGGCAGCGUGGAAAUCGAAGCACGGACGAGCGUUCAGGGAGUGUUGUUGAAUUUACCUCGAACGCAUGUUCCUCUUACCUCUCUGGGGCAGGGCCGUGUGAAGAUGCCCAAGCCGGUGAACUGAUUCUGACCCGGACGACAAGCAGCUGUCAUCCAUUUUUAAUGCGGAUGACUAACCUGAACUCUUCCAGGAGUGCCAUGAUCGCUGACUAUAUGUACUGGCUAUCAGGAGGAAGUGAACAGUAUGUCAGCAAACUCAUCAAGUUGUACUGGCAGGCGAUGGUCGAAGAGGCCCUCACCAGAGCAGAAUCCUUCUCAGCUAUGUACACGCCAUUUGCAACAAAAGUAAGGGCCGACAAAAUCGAGAAAGUGAAGGAGGUUUUCACAAAAAUGCACCCUGCGUAUGUAGAGUAUAUGUACACAGACCUUCAAGGACUUCAUGUGCUGCCUCAGACAGUUGACUGGUCAUCAUUCCCUCCUCAACAAUAUUUGUUGACACUUGGAUUCAAAAACAAAGAAGAUGGAAAAUUUUUGGAAAAAAUGUCAAGCAGGAAGCUGCCCACAUUUACAGAGCACAAAACCCCCUUCAGCCCGCUGACCAGGGAAGAUGCAGCGAGACACAUGGAGACCAUGGGGAAGAGGAUCCUGCCAAUACUGGAUGUUAUCCGAAGCACUAAAUUAAAUGGGAAUUUCCAGGCAUGCUCUGGCGUGAUUGAGAAGUUGCAGUACGCCAGCCUCCUCAGCCGACUGCAAAGAGUCAAGGAGCAGUCCCAAGUGAUUAACCAAGCAAUGGCAGACCUGGCCACCAUCCCCUAUCUCCAAGACAUCAGUCAGCAGGACGCGGAGUUGCUGCAAUCGCUAAUGUCAGACGCUAUGGACACCCUUGAAGGAAGAAGGAAUGAUAAAGAACGGGUGUGGAAUAAAAUACACAAGGUCGGGCUAAUUGAAGACUUUCUAUACCAAUUAGAGGAUAGUUUCUUAAAAACCAAAAAAUUGAGAACAGCCAGGAGGCAAAAAAUGAAAAUGAAGCGGCUUCAGAACAUGCAGCAGUGCUAGUCACUGGAGACACGGAGCCCCCUUUCCCCUUCCCCCCCCUCCCCAACCCACCAACCACAACCUCCCCAAGGAAGAGGUGCAGACAUCCAGGCAGGCAGAGUUUGACAGCUGGGACGACAAAGGCCUGCCUUCGGAUGAAUGAGGCGGCUCUUCCCUCUGGUUCGUCUCGAGCAAGGAGAUUCUACACUUCAUUAGUCUCAGCUGGCAGAAAUAAAUGUUCUCAGAAAGUUUGACUUGGUUCUUGUUC